Alternaria alternata is the source of this 780-nucleotide messenger RNA. RefSeq names its product glyoxalase-domain-containing protein. The transcript has 3 exons. The record is from RefSeq and is a predicted model, not a curated record. Lineage: Eukaryota; Fungi; Ascomycota; Dothideomycetes; Pleosporales; Pleosporaceae. Bases 116 to 715 code for a protein of 199 amino acids.
CGCCCCACAAGAAGCGGUGUAACAAGAUAGCAUAUAAGUAGAGGUAAGCAUCGAGCGAGUUAACCAAGGAAAAGUUGCUGUGGUCUUGCAAAAACACAUUCAUCACAACACAGUCAUGGCGUCUUCCAACGAGAAUUAUCCACCAGGGCCAUACGAGGCGGACAAACACAUAACACCUCCACCUAGGCCAAUUUCCCCGUCAACCGCAGAAUACCAACUCAACCAUAUGAUGAUACGUAUCAAGGAUCCAGAGAAGAGCAUGAAGUUCUACUGUGACUGUUUGGGCAUGCAUGUCAUCUUCAUCUUCAACGCCGGGCCGUUCACGAUCUACUAUCUCGGACCACGAGACGUUGGUAUGGCUAAUCUUCGAACGUCAAAGGGCUUACUGGAAUUAUAUCAUAUUCCCGCAGACUCGUCUACGCCUUAUACUUCUGGCAAUGACUACCCUGGUCCUGGAAUUGGGCUUGGUCACCUUGGGUUUACAGUUCCUGAUGUCGCUGAAGCAGUGGAAAGGGUUAAGAGCCACGGGUUCGAGGUCAUCAAACCGUUGGAUGAGGCGAAGGAAGAGCAGAUGGGUAUACCGGCAGAUGCUGUUGCCGGAAAGCAUGGAAAAGUGCCAGAUGGGUACAAGCAUCUCUUUAAACAAUUGGCUUUUGUGAAGGAUCCUGAUGGCUACUGGGUUGAAUUCAUACCACCAGCUUUCAGAGCCGAGUAGCUAAUGAAAGCAGUUCAAGGUUGCGUGAGACUUCAAUUGUAGAACGGUUGAAAUAUUUGUUGCAC